Molecule: messenger RNA, 1539 nt
Organism: Cladophialophora psammophila CBS 110553
Lineage: Eukaryota; Fungi; Ascomycota; Eurotiomycetes; Chaetothyriales; Herpotrichiellaceae
Exons: 1
Coding region: 1-1539 (512 amino acids)
Biological process (GO): carnitine biosynthetic process
Cellular component (GO): mitochondrion
Molecular function (GO): oxidoreductase activity
Source: RefSeq, a predicted model, not a curated record
AUGCGAAUCCGCCUACAAGGAGCCGGAAAAGGCCUGGCGAGGCUUGGCAGCAGAAUCCGUCAACCGACUGGGAGACUCAAGAAUAUUGUGCCAGGACGUGCUCCCAUCGGGACAGGCCCAUUAUCUGCCCCCGAGGUCAGAGCGAGGAAUUCGAGGCUGAAAAGCCUUGUUAAUGACCUAGAGGAAGCUUCCACGCCCGAUACUAAUCCAACCGCCACGGGCCUGAAUGAGUUGUUUGACAAUGUUGGAGCUUCAACGCAAGGGGCCACACCAUCUAAAAGCCGGUCUCGAGGUGAAAAGCUGAGAGAAGGCAUCCUGGCGGACAACGGCAUUCCUCUCGUAUCCCCAAUUCUCGCCCGCGACGCUUGCAAGUGCUCGGAAUGCAUUGACCCUUCUGAUCGACAACGGAAUUUCUCCUACGCAGACAUUCCCACGGACAUUAGCUUCAGUAGAAUCACUCCCGUCGAGAACUCAGGCGAGACCAUCGUCAGCUGGCGCAACGAUGCCCCCUCUCACUCGGCAGGGAAAUCAACAAUAUUCGACAAGGAGACCAUCGCUUCCCUGAGGAAGCCGUUCCGCAACCCGCACUGGUAUCUGUACAGUUUGGCACAGAAGCUGUGGGACUCGGAGUCCUUCACUCGCGACUCCAAUCGGUUCGACUUCAACGAAUACAUGAGUAAUGACGAUGCGCUAGCCGAUGCCCUUCACCUGUUGUGGCGAGAUGGCCUCGUCUUUGUCGACGGCGUGCCCGAGUCGGAGGCAUCUGUUUCGCAGAUAGUCACCCGCAUCGGUCCGCUCAUGAAUACUUUCUACGGCCCUACCUGGGAUGUCCGGUCGGUCCCCAACGCCAAAAAUGUCGCUUAUACGGCCAAGUAUCUGGGCUUCCACAUGGACCUGCUGUACAUGCGAGAGCCCCCGGCCUUCCAGUUCCUCCACUGCAUUCACAACGAAAGCGUGGGUGGCGAGUCUCGGUUUGCCGACACUUUCAAAGCCGUCGACCUGCUCUAUUCGCAGGAUCCAGCAAAAGUCCGGGAUCUAAUGGCGUACCCCGUUCGUUACGAGUACGACAACGACGGCUAUUUCUACUCGGACCUCAAACCCACCAUUCUCAAGCGCCAGGAACUCAACGUCCCCAACCGUCCAACCCAUAACGCCCAGCACCCGUAUGUGAUGUCCGACAUCGGGCGCGUGUACUGGUCGCCCCCUUUCGUGGGCAACAUACACCCGAAACUGGAACACCACGAGCUCGUGCGGUUCGUCUCGGCCAGCAACGCCUUCGCCUCGAUCCUCGAGCGGCCCGAGAUGGUGGUCGAGGAGAAGAUGGACAGCGGCACGUGCGUCAUCUUCGACAACCUCAGGAUCGUGCACGCCCGCAACGCCUUCGACCUGAACUCCGGCCGCAGGUGGCUGAGAGGCGCGUAUCUCGCUCGGCAGGAUUUCGUGAGCAAAGCCUCGUCCAUGAUCGACAGAAUGCCCGCAAACAUCAGAUUUUACACCAUGGAGGGCCAAGAUGACCCGGGAGCGCCUGGAGGAAACUAG